Molecule: messenger RNA, 615 nt
Organism: Hansenula ciferrii
Lineage: Eukaryota; Fungi; Ascomycota; Saccharomycetes; Phaffomycetales; Wickerhamomycetaceae
Exons: 1
Coding region: 1-615 (204 amino acids)
Source: RefSeq, a predicted model, not a curated record
AUGGUUCAUUUGAAAAUAACACUUCCAAUUCUUUUGAUUUUGAUAGCUUAUACUCACUUCAGAUCAUCACCAGUAGAGAUCUCAACUUUAUCAAAUCCAACAAAUGCUCCUUCAGAAAUAUUCAAUCAAAAUUGUAUCAAAGAUACUCAAGUUAUAUAUUCAUUCACAAAUCUAUUAGGAGUCUUAAUAACAUCUGGUCUUUAUGAUGAAACAAGAGAAUUACAACAUGCAGCCACUGCUUAUACACUAUACUAUAAAUUACAAAACUUAGGAACCGUUACAGAUAUUGAUCAAGUCACUAGAAAUGAUAUUGAAAAAUGGCAAAAUUAUCUAAGAUUAUAUCUAUCAAAAGAAGAUUUUGAAGGUAAUGUUGAACCAAUUUGUGAAAUUCAAGUACUCAAGAUACAAAAUGGUGAUAAAGAUGUUGUAUUAACUUAUGGUACUGAUUUAGAAAAAGUUGAAAAAGUUCAAUAUGAAAAUUUGAUCAAAAGAGAAUGGGAUUUAGUUCAAAAAAGUAAUGAAUAUGGUUUCAAGGAUUUAGAAUGGGAUAAAAUUUUGGUUUUAAGUGGUGUUAUCAUUGGUACUGGGAAAUUGAUAAAAUUGAUUGGAUUUUGA